UUUAAAUUUUGUAAUCACCUUGAAAAUUAUUUUGUAAGAAGUAUUUUCGCGUUUUUUAAAUAUUUCUAGUAAGCAGACGUGUGGUGGUCGAGUGCAAAUCGACGAACAUGGAUUAUGAUGCGGUAGAAGUAAUUCAAUUUUAUCAAAAAAUGAUCGUUUCUGUUGAUGUUUCCGAUUAUUUGCGACAGCAGAAAAAUGAUCAACGAAAAAAAGUUAUUUUUCGAAUCGGUGUCAACUUUAGAACUGAAUCUGAUGAAACUGAUAUUGAUACGGUAACUGUGCUAUCAAAACCAGACAAAAACCGACAAUUAUCCAGCAUACCGCUAAUUGUUGUUCCCGCAGAUAAGGAAAUCAGCCUGAUCUACAAGCGGCCUAAACAACAGAACAAGCCGAUCCACGUUACGCUAAAGCAUCGUGCGUUAAAGAAGAUGAAAAACAUCAUAGGCAAAACUUUCAUCCGCCCGCCCUGUGUUGUGCUAGGCUAGUGCUGUGUGCUGUCAUGCAAUCCCAGUAAACGGCUGCGACGUAUAAGGGUUGUGUCACUUUUCCGAAAGUUCGGCUGCCGCUUUCCCAAAAAAGCCCAAUGAACAAAGGUGGAUAUGGAUGUGUGGUUCGUUCGAGUUGUUAUUAUGGUUUAAUUACAAAAAUCGAGUCGACUGGACUUAUUUAUUUACUCAAAAAUGAGACGAGUUACUCGUCGAAGCUUCUAUAAUACAGCCUUGUCGUCGUGUACUCUGUAAGUAGAAAAUGAUGAAAAAUAAAAUAGUCACUAAACCCUACUAUUCGAAGCUUU
Wyeomyia smithii (pitcher-plant mosquito) is the source of this 793-nucleotide messenger RNA. RefSeq lists its product as uncharacterized. NCBI's taxonomy places the organism in Eukaryota, Metazoa, Arthropoda, Insecta, Diptera, Culicidae. The record is from RefSeq and is a predicted model, not a curated record. The transcript is spliced from 3 exons. The coding region runs from base 108 to 485 and encodes 125 amino acids.